GCCCGGUCCCCGGAGGAGGGCGCAUGCGUGAGAGGUGUUGCGCCGUCGCGCUCAGAGGAUGUUUGGCGCGCUGCCUGCGUGCUCCUGCAGUGUGUGCGUGCUGGCGCAAAGCGCGGCCUUCCGCUCGGUGCUCGUCCUCAUCAACAACAACAACAACCGGACAAAGUGUUUCCCGGCUCCCGGUGCGCUGACACACCCAGAGGGACACACUCACCCCGGGCCUCUGUGACGAUGGCGGAGACAGUGAAGUACGUGGACGACGAACAUAAGAGCAUCUUCCUGAAGCUGCUGAAUGAGCAGCGACUGGAGGGCGAACACUGCGACAUCGCUGUGGUGGUUGAAGAUGUGAAGUUUCGCGCUCACCGCUGCGUACUCGCCGCCUGCUCUAACUACUUCAAAAAACUGUUUAAAAAACACGAGGUGGACAACUCGUCUGUGAUUGAGAUCGACUUUAUCCGCUCUGAUAUCUUUGAGGAGGUGUUGAACUACAUGUACACCGCAAAGAUCUCCGUCAAGAAGAGAGACGUUAACCUCAUGAUGUCAUCAGGACAGAUCCUCGGCAUCCGCUUCCUCGACAAACUCUGCUCUCAGAAACGAGACGUGUCAUCAGAGGACAAAGAGAAGUUUCCCUACGACAUCGUAAAAAUGGCGCUGCCGCCUGAAGCUCAGUUGGCUGCUGAGUCUGAGGUGCUCGGGGAGCACGAUGACACGCCCACCACCGAUGACCUCGUCGAGGCGUCAGCCAAUCAGGAGCUAGAUAAGUCUCCCAGUGCAGCACUGCGUGUCCAGGAAGCAAUCCUGAAAGAACUGACCAAUGAAGACGUGCACAAGGUGACCUGCUAUGACCAGGAUGUGGUAACGGAGAUGGAGGCAGAGCCCAAGGAGCUGGGGGCCGAGCAUCACGCCACCCAGACGCUGACGUUUGCCGACAGUAUGGGGGAGGUGAAGGACGAGCAAACGCCUGGUUGGUCAACAGCGACAACUGACAUGAAGUUUGAAUACCUGCUUUACGGACACCGAGAACAACUCGCCUGUCAGGUGUGUGGGAAGACCUUCCUGGAUGAGAGCAGACUCAGGAAACACGAAAAGCUUCAUUCAGCAGAGCGUCCGUUUGCCUGUGAGAUCUGCACCAAAGCUUUCACCACACACGCUCACCUGAAAGAACACCUGAAGAUCCACACGGGCUUUAAACCUUACAGGUGUGAUGUUUGUGGGAAAUCGUUCAUUCGAGCUCCUGACCUGAAAAAACACGAACGAGUUCACAGCAACGAGAGACCGUUUGCCUGCCAGAUGUGUGACAAGGCGUUUAAACACAAGUCUCACCUGAAGGAUCACGAGAGGAGACACAGGGGAGAGAAACCGUUCGUCUGUCCAUCCUGCACCAAGGCCUUUGCCAAGGCGUCAGAUCUGAAGCGUCAUGAAAACAACAUGCACAGUGAGAGGAAACAGCUGAAUCCACUGCAGAGCGACACGGAAACACUGCAGGCCGCUGCCAUGGCUGCAGAAGAGCAACAUCUUGACAACAUCAGCUGCUCUUAACAUCUGGACAUCGUCAGCUGCUCCUAACAGGAGGAGCGACAUCAGCUGCUUCUAACAUCUGGACAAAAUCACCUGCUCUUAACGGGAGCAACAUCUGUACAACAUCAGCUGCUUUUAACAUCUGGGCAACAUCAGAUGUUCUUAACAGGUGGAGCAACGUCAGUUCCUUCUAACAUCUGGGCAACAUCAGCAGCUUCUAACAUCUGGGCAACACCAGAUGUUCCUAACAGGCGGAGCAACAUCAGCUCCUUCUAACAUCUGGACAACAUCAGCUGCUUCUAACAUCUGGGCAACACCAGUUGUUCCUAACAGGUGGAGCAACGUCAGUUCCUUCUAACAUCUGGACAAAUUCAGCUGCUCCUAAUCAUUAUCACUGUAUUAAUGAGAAUAUUUUCACUGUAUCUAUUGAUUUAUUUUUAAUGCAGACUAAUGAAGAUCUGUUUGUGUAGAAGUAGUUUUUCCUCCUCUGCAUCAGUGACCAUGAACUGAUGACCUCAACGAUCAUGUGAUGAACAUGUUAAACAUGGCAGAUGGUCUGUGACCUCCUCCUGCUCCUCUGGUUUCAUGUAUGAUCUGAAAUUUUUUUGUCUCUUUGUAAAUGUACGGGAAUUGUUUUUCAGUUUGAACCAAACUCUGUACAGAAAACAGUGGAUUUUGAAGGUGUUGGUUUGUGUUGCUGUAUAUAAACCCGUUGCUCUGUUCAGUUUAAUGAGCAGAGCUGCUGUGUUUUAAACCACGGCUGUUUUCAUUAUAUUUCAUCACUGUCACUAAACUACAGGAGCCCCCAGUGGACACAUUAACUCUCAGGGCUCAGUUUACAUGGUGCCGCUUUGACAGUAAAAUGAACCAUUUUAAUUAAAAUCUCUUCAACCGGGA
Molecule: messenger RNA, 2415 nt
Organism: Xiphias gladius (swordfish)
Lineage: Eukaryota; Metazoa; Chordata; Actinopteri; Istiophoriformes; Xiphiidae
Gene: zbtb14
Product: zinc finger and BTB domain containing 14
Exons: 10
Coding region: 232-1539 (435 amino acids)
Biological process (GO): regulation of transcription by RNA polymerase II
Cellular component (GO): nucleus
Molecular function (GO): protein binding; RNA polymerase II cis-regulatory region sequence-specific DNA binding; DNA-binding transcription factor activity, RNA polymerase II-specific
Source: RefSeq, a predicted model, not a curated record